AAUUAGCAAGUUCGUUUUUUUUCCAAAGUUUGUCAAUCACUCCAUAUCAGUUCUUUUCCUUUACUAAUUUAGUUGGCUGUCUGGUCUGGGUCUCGGGGAGGAAUAUACCAAAAGUUCGCACUCGUCAUGGGUAUUGUCAUAGCGUUUAGUGCGUUCAAGCAUAGAGGAUGGAGCGGGACUGGUCAAUGGGAAGUACUUGUGGUCUACUGUCUUGGACUGUAUAUAUGGCAUGGCGGCUGGUUUAGAGGCAAAAGUCACUCGCGUGCUUUUGGCGUAGAUACCCUCUUUUAUUACUGUCUAGCUUUGUCUGAAGUCUUAAUAGAUAAAUGGUAUUCUGCUCUACGAACUGAGUGAUAUUCACAAGUUUUGCAAUCCCUCUCACAAUGUCAUCUCUCAUGAAAUAAUAUCUACUCCCUCUUCAGACCCAC
Cucurbitaria berberidis CBS 394.84 is the source of this 428-nucleotide messenger RNA. RefSeq lists its product as uncharacterized. The coding region runs from base 127 to 354 and encodes 75 amino acids. Lineage: Eukaryota; Fungi; Ascomycota; Dothideomycetes; Pleosporales; Cucurbitariaceae. The record is from RefSeq and is a predicted model, not a curated record. The transcript has a single exon.